AUGAGACUUCACUGGAACCAUUGGACGACCUUUUUCUUCUUCUUCUUCUUUUUUGCCGCAACAACAACGCUAUGUGCCGCUCAAGAAGAACACAACAACAAUAAUUCUACACAAGAAGAAAAUGCACAAGCCAAAUUACAGCGAGCUCUCGCUCUCGUCCAGCAAAUGCCCUCAUGUGCACAAACGUGUUUGGUCCAAGCAGUUGCGGCUUCAGGGGCCACGGCGGGAAAUAUCGACAUCGCUGCUAGUUGUACCAAUACUACUGCCACGGCGGGUAUUGAGGAGUGUGCUACUACGACAUGUACUCUUCGAGAGCAGUUGAAAGCCAAAAAUCUCACAGAAACACUCUGUGAACGCCCCCCACACUCCGCACCGACAUAUUCCAUCGCCAGCAUCGUCGGCGGCGGAUUUGUUCUCGUGGCAUAUUUCAUGCGAGUAGCUUCCAAAAUCUAUUUUCCUUGUCAAAAGGGAGCGAGGAUCGAUAAUGAUUUUUGGUGGGAUGAUGCUACGAUUACGAUUGCUUUUUUGCUCAUUAUCCCUAUUACGGCUCUCUCGAAUGUAUUGACCCAAUUAGGAAUUGGAAGAGAUGUUUGGACUUUGACUCCCGAGAAUAUCGAAAAAGCUUUAAAGAUGUACUACGUCGACGAAAUCCUCUACAUGCUGGUAAUGCCCAUCAUCAAAAUCGCCAUUUUAUGCACCUAUCUCCGCAUCUUCACCAACAUCAAAUUCAAACGACUCGUCUACGGCACCAUUGGCUUAAACGUAGCCUACGCGAUUGCUUUUUCCCUCAUUACGAUUUUUCAAUGCACGCCUGUCAAGAAUGCAUGGGAAAACUGGGAUAAAAGUCUUCCGGGUCGAUGCAACAAUAUUAAUGCGCAAUCUUGGGCUUCUGCCGGUUGGAAUAUUGUUCUGGAUCUGGUGGUGGUGAUUCUUCCGAUGCCGAUGCUUUGGAGGAUGAAUUUGAAUCCGAGAAAGAAGUUUUUGGUGAUGCUCAUGUUUGGCGUGGGAUUCUUCGUCACAUUCGUCUCAAUCCUCCGCCUCCGACUCCUAGUCAAAUUCGGCGAAUCAAAAAACAUCUCCUACGACUACAAACAAUUCGGCUACUGGACCGUCAUAGAAAUCGACACCGCCCUCGUCUGCGCCUGCAUGCCGGGAAUCCGCAAUCUGAUCCGCCGCGCAUUUCCCCGACUCAUGGGGCAAUCGAUGGGAGGAACCAGCGCGCUCGGAACUCCCAUCCAUGGCCUCUCGGGACGCACUGUUGUCGGCAGUGGAGUGGAUAAAAAUGGGACGGAAGUUUUUGUGAGACCGAGACAUAGUGAUGAUGGGAAUUUUAUUCCGUUGGAAAAUGUUAGUGAGAGGUGUUUGAAUGAGAUGGGGCAGCAGCAUGAGAGGCGGCAUCAGAGGCAUGAUUCUGAUGCUGGAGAGGAGGAGGAAGAAGAUGUUGGUCACGGAGAGGCUGUUGUGGAUCGUAGUAUGAAUCAUGCGAGGAAUUUCUCGAGACCCGUGUCGCCGCCUGAGUCGGCUUGGCAGGAGUGGAAUGGAGAGAAAGGGGGACGUGUGGUUCCGCAUUCACCGGCUUAA
This is a messenger RNA of Sphaerulina musiva SO2202, 1581 nucleotides long. RefSeq lists its product as uncharacterized. The coding region runs from base 1 to 1581 and encodes 526 amino acids. The transcript has 8 exons. The record is from RefSeq and is a predicted model, not a curated record. NCBI's taxonomy places the organism in Eukaryota, Fungi, Ascomycota, Dothideomycetes, Mycosphaerellales, Mycosphaerellaceae.